CAGGGAUGUUCCCCAAAGCGAACGGGAUGAACGGACGGCAGGCCGUGCAGACCCCUCGUUUCUGGGCAUUGUGCACGCCGGCAGUGGUUGGAUGGCUGUUUUCGCAAUCCGACGACCUGGGGAGGAAUGCCCCCCUCCUCCAGUGCGAUGAGGGCGUGGGCAAGCGCUCCCCCACUGCGUGCGCGGACACUGGGCCAGUCCAGCAGGAUGCGUGGAGGAGCGGAAGCGAGCGCGGUCGUCGACGAGGGAGACGGUGCAACGUGGAGACUCGAGAGAGUGCGACGAUCUUGUCAGGCCAGCGAGACCAAAUCAUGGACGGGCGAAACGGGCCACGACUGGGCGAGGCGCUGCGGGCCUCCACUCACGGGCGCUGAAGGGCCUCCGGGCGGAGGAGUUUCCCUGACCAAACGUGCCGGUUGUACCACGGCUGGGGUUGGACGUGGGAGGCAGGGCGGCAUGAUAGGACCAGAGGUGUUGCGGUGUGAGCGAUGUGCUGGCGCCUCUAGCUGCUUCCGGACGGGGGCAGCAAAGUCACGCCUUCGGGGCUCCUCGCGCAAGCCACCCAGCAUCGCACCACUACCGCGACCGCGACCACGACGGCCGCCAUUAUCAGAUUCGUGUCUCUCGCCAUGGAGGAGAGCGGAGAGCAGCCAAUGUCCCAGCACCCCGGGCGGCGUGCGGCGGCCGCACAAGGCCAUUCACUCUGGCCAGCUGAAACAAUGCCUGCCAUACAGUACGGUGCGCUCCGCCCUCCGCACCACUGGCGCCGUUAUCGCCGGAAAACACCAGCCAUGAGACGGGAGGUGAGCAUCACGGGAUGCCCCGCACGGCGCACCCUCAGUCCCUGCCUUGUCGUAUCCAUGCGCCUGCCAUGCGAACUGCGACAGCCUCGUCAACUCGUCAACCGUGGGCUUUCCGGCCUGCUGCGCUCCUGCCAGCCACACUCGGCACCACCAUCUCAUGUCAGCUCGCCGCCUCAGGCGCCAGCCCUCCUCGCAGCCACCGUGAUUCGCCCCUGAUAGCCGCGCUGCGUUGCCC
Molecule: messenger RNA, 1038 nt
Organism: Trematosphaeria pertusa
Lineage: Eukaryota; Fungi; Ascomycota; Dothideomycetes; Pleosporales; Trematosphaeriaceae
Exons: 1
Coding region: 127-795 (222 amino acids)
Source: RefSeq, a predicted model, not a curated record